AUGGCCGAUUCAACUGAUGCCUUGUCUUCACCUACUGUUACUCCUACCAAAGGAACAAAGCGCGAAGCUGAAUUGGAUGAUGUAAGUCCAACAAAAUUAAAAUCCUUAAAAGCUGCACGUAAUGGUACUAAUGGUGAUGGACCAAUAGUCGAUGAAGAAUCAUCUAACCAUAAAAAUGGUGAUGUUAAUUUACAUGACGACGACGACGAUGAUGAUGAUGACGAUGUAGCCGGUGACGACCAAGAUGCUGAUGACUAUGAUGAAGAAGAUGGUUCUGAUGAAGAUUUUGAGGAAGAUGACACUGGAGAAAACGGCGAAGACGAUGAAGGUGACUCCAAAGCUUCUGCUGGUAAAUCAAAUCCUCGAAGAGCCGCAGCUGGUGCAUCAGAUGCUAAUGGAAGUGCUGACGAGGACGAUGAUGAAGAUGAUGAUGAUGAACAGGAAUAG
Rotaria socialis is the source of this 447-nucleotide messenger RNA. NCBI's taxonomy places the organism in Eukaryota, Metazoa, Rotifera, Eurotatoria, Philodinida, Philodinidae. The record is from the annotation of a GenBank genome assembly.